AUGUGGAUGCGCUCGUGCUUCCUUCAUCGUCUUGUUGCCUCCUCUGUGAAAAUCUCUGAAGCGGCAGGAGGGGUUAUCAAGGACAUUCUCUGCGAUGGUGAUUUGAAGAUUAUCGACAAGGGAGGAAGCGGGAAAACGGCCGAUUUACAGACAGAAGCUGAUCGAGCUGCCCAAUAUUGCAUUGUGAAAUCGUUACACGCCGUCUUUGGAGAUAAAAUCACCAUCAUUGGCGAAGAGGAAACCACUUCAUUCACACCGCGAAUAGAGAAAGGAUUUUGCUCCAAAGUUCUCUCGCUUAAUGAUAAAUGUCCAGAAAAUUUGCGAGACAUUAACCCGGAAGACGUGGUAAUUUGGGUCGACCCUCUUGAUGGAACAGUGGAAAUUGCUAAUGCUGCAAAGAAAAGCGCAGCUGUCUUGGCUCAGGUGACAGUUCUCAUUGGGAUCGCGUAUCGUGGUCGCCCGAUCGCUGGUGUCAUUCAUCAGCCAUAUUAUGAGGGUCGUGAAAAUGGUCGAACUGUGUGGGCGAUCAAUGGAGUUGGCACGUAUGGAAUGGAUUAUGUGAAAGAAGACAACAAGGAGCAAAAGAUUGUGGUGACGACACGAAGCCAUGGGACAAGUUCGGUGGAUGCUGCACUUGAUGCGCUAAACAAGAAAGGCCUUGCUGAUACUGUGGUUCGUGUGGGUGGAGCAGGUUAUAAAGUGAUGCGUAUAUUGGAGGGAGCGGCCGCUUAUGUGUUUGCAAGUCAAGGUUGCAAAAAGUGGGACACCGCUGCUUGCGAGGCUGUGAUUGAGGGAACAGGCGGUCGUUUGACAGACAUCAGUGGGCGCCUCUUGAACUACGAGAAAGGCGUUCAACUGAACAACACCGGUGGAGUUCUCGUCACUGCUUGCUGGGUGGAUCAUCAGGAUUACCUCAACAGCAUCCCUGAUGCGUUGAAGGAAGCUUUGCCAGAAUUUCAAGCCAAAAAU
Messenger RNA from Mesorhabditis belari, 969 nucleotides. The record is from the annotation of a GenBank genome assembly. NCBI's taxonomy places the organism in Eukaryota, Metazoa, Nematoda, Chromadorea, Rhabditida, Rhabditidae.